Messenger RNA from Amorphotheca resinae ATCC 22711, 450 nucleotides. RefSeq lists its product as hypothetical. The transcript has a single exon. NCBI's taxonomy places the organism in Eukaryota, Fungi, Ascomycota, Leotiomycetes, Helotiales, Amorphothecaceae. Bases 1 to 450 code for a protein of 149 amino acids. The record is from RefSeq and is a predicted model, not a curated record.
AUGGAUUUCAACAAAUUCCAGACCGAGAUUGCAGAAGAAGUAGGAAAAUUCCGCAUCGACUUGGAGGAGAUGAAGGAUCAACAACAAGCAAAGGCUACAUCUGCCCCUCCCGCUUCUGUGCAUUUAAACAAACAGUCACCCAUCCCCCCUCCUAUCCCUCCACAGAGGCAGUCCGUUAUACUUCCUCCUCGAUCAAUCUUGAACGGCAAUGCUGCUCGUUCUAGCCCCAAGAACAGCGCCCCCGGAACACCGCAGAGGCACUCAUCUGUACAGAGUGAUGGAACAAGCAAGAAGAGGAAAUUGAACGGCUCCUCAACGAACACGCCGAAAGGUUCCAAUGGGGUAAACGGGGCAAAAAGGAAGAGAAAAUACAGACUUGAUGGUGAUGAUUCCGAGGACUCUACCUUUGAGCCGAAUCAGCCAAAAAUCAGCGAUGACGAUGAGGAUUAA